AUGGCCCAAGCGACCGCGCUCCCAGAGCAACUCAUAUACCUUAUCAUACGCUUCACCGCCUCGGUGCCUGACCUGCCACUUUCGCUGUAUGCGCCGAGAACGACUGCAACUCUCUCCUUGAAACAACUCAUCAGGCAGCAUUUACCGCCAGAGCAUGCCACAGCGCGUUUACGCUUGAUCUAUGCCGGUAAGGUGCUCGCAGAUACGGAGCCAUUAUCGCGAUCUCUCAGACUACCUCCACCGCCUCCACCCCCGUCUCGCGAUGGCGGGAGCAAGAGUAAAGGGAAGCAGCCCUUGAAGGCAACGCCGACCAUUGAGUAUGGUACAACGGCAGACAUACCCUCCGAGGCAAAGAAGUACUAUAUUCACUGUUCGCUCGGCGAUGCCCUAUCCCCCGCAGAGCUGGUCAGUGAAUCUGCACUCGUGCAGAAUACUGAAAUCGCAUUGAAAUCGCAACACGAGACGGCCUCGAAACAACGCAAGGACAGCAGUACCAUCAUAGACAACAGCACCAACAGCGAUGCUACACAUGAUGUUCGACGCCGUAGUUCCACUACCACAGCUCCCCAGCCCCAAGCCCAAGGCUUCGAUCGCCUCCUCUCCACAGGCUUCACCCCCGCCGAAGUAGCCAUGCUCCGCUCGCAAUUUCAGACAAACCUCUCCUUCACACAUACCCCGGACACGAUGCCUAGUCCCGCGCAAAUGCGCGUCCUCGAAGACCGCUGGCUUGACAGUGGGGGUAACGACCCUUCGUCGUCGCUUGCGGGCUCUGCAGACGGCGGUACGGGGGACGCGGGGUGGGGCGCAGGGUUUGCAGUCGAGGAAGGCGGGUUGGAUGAUAUGCUAUGGGGCUAUAUGACGGGCUUCUUUUGGCCCCUCGGGAGUCUUGUCUGGGGGUUUAGAGAGGAGGGGGUGUGGACGAGGAGAAGGCAGGUCGCGGUUGUCAUGGGUGUGUUGAUUAAUGUGAUUUUUGGUUUUAUGAGAUGGAGUGCUUAG
Messenger RNA from Plenodomus lingam JN3, 996 nucleotides. RefSeq lists its product as uncharacterized. Lineage: Eukaryota; Fungi; Ascomycota; Dothideomycetes; Pleosporales; Leptosphaeriaceae. Gene Ontology annotation, cellular component: Dsc E3 ubiquitin ligase complex; endoplasmic reticulum. The record is from RefSeq and is a predicted model, not a curated record.